Molecule: messenger RNA, 327 nt
Organism: Babesia sp. Xinjiang
Lineage: Eukaryota; Apicomplexa; Aconoidasida; Piroplasmida; Babesiidae
Exons: 1
Coding region: 1-327 (108 amino acids)
Source: RefSeq, a predicted model, not a curated record
AUGGCCAUUCCUGAAACGCGAUACUAUCCAAGGCGCGAGGAACCGGUACGACGCACCAGGCCGAUACAGCGUCCUACACGUGUAGUUGUAGUCGCAGCUCCGCCUCGUGUUCAGGUGCCUGUAAAGCGGACUCGUGUAGUGCGCAAGAAGCCGGUAAAACAAUCCAAGUCCAAGGACGAACUGGUAUGUUGUUUUUGUCGCUGCCUAUACAUUUGCCUGAAGGAUAUGGAAUUGGAUCAAUAUAUGGGCAAUGAGGCUGUAAAGACCCGAUUGGACGAUCAGUUGGCUGACUAUUUUACUGAGGAAGCCAAAGAGGCCGAAUCGUAA